AUGCCCACGAGGAAGGUCAGCUCUGCCAAAGGGUCGGCCAAGGAGAAGCCCAAGAGGAGGUCGGUGAGGUGGUCAGCCAAACCUGCUCCUGCAAACGUGGAAACGUAGCCAAAAAUAGGUGGCAGGAAAGGAUAAAUCUGCAGACAAAGGGAAAGCAGGCCGGAGGGACUGACUAGGAACCUAAAAGGAGAUAUACCUGCGGAUAACGGAGAAACUAAAUACGAGGAGAGUUCAGCCUCAAAUGAAGCAGGAGAAGCCACUUCUGAUGAAUGUAUGGAGCUCUAA
Messenger RNA from Eptesicus fuscus (big brown bat), 285 nucleotides. Its product is annotated as non-histone chromosomal protein HMG-14-like. Gene Ontology annotation, cellular component: chromatin; nucleus. Gene Ontology annotation, molecular function: nucleosomal DNA binding. The transcript is spliced from 2 exons. Lineage: Eukaryota; Metazoa; Chordata; Mammalia; Chiroptera; Vespertilionidae. The record is from RefSeq and is a predicted model, not a curated record.